Trichechus manatus latirostris (Florida manatee) is the source of this 1393-nucleotide messenger RNA. It is a transcript of the gene IL13RA2, whose product is annotated as interleukin 13 receptor subunit alpha 2. Bases 204 to 1367 code for a protein of 387 amino acids. The record is from RefSeq and is a predicted model, not a curated record. Gene Ontology annotation, biological process: cytokine-mediated signaling pathway. The transcript is spliced from 10 exons. Lineage: Eukaryota; Metazoa; Chordata; Mammalia; Sirenia; Trichechidae. Gene Ontology annotation, molecular function: cytokine binding; cytokine receptor activity. Gene Ontology annotation, cellular component: external side of plasma membrane; membrane; signaling receptor complex.
GUCAUCAUAAGUCAGCGCCGACUCCGCGGCAACUAACAACAAAAUGAUAAUGGGGAGAUUGGAUAGGAGAGGGAGGAAUUGAGGAAGAUUCCUCGGUUUUUUUAUUUGAGCAACUGGGAGGAUGGUGAUGCCAUUUACUGACACAAGAAACACAGGAUAAAGUGGAACAGGGUGGAGAUUUCAAAGUAUUAAAACGUGGGGAAAUGGCUUUCGUUCAUUUGGAUAUCAGAUGCCUAUAUACCGUUCUUAUUUGCACAUCAUUUGGCUGCGUUUUGUCUUCAAACACUGAGAUAAAAGUUAAUCCUCCCCUGGAUUUUGAAAUAGUAGAUCCUGGAUAUUUAGGCUAUAUCUCUAUGCAAUGGAAACCUCCACUGUCUCUGGAUAAUUUUAAAGAAUGCACAGUAGAAUAUGAAUUAAAAUACCGAAACUUUGAUAGCGAAAGCUGGAAGACCAUUAUCACUACAAAUCUAUAUUACAAAGAUGGGUUUGAUCUUAACAAGGGCAUUGAAGCAAAGAUCCACACACUUCUGCCAGAGCAGUGCACAAAUGGAUCAGAAGUUUACAGUUCAUGGUCAGAAGCUACUUAUUGGACACCACCACAAGGAAGGGGGGAAACUAAAAUUCAGGAUCUGGAUUGUGAAUAUUACAACUGGCAAUAUUUACUCUGCUCUUGGAAACCUGGCGUGGAUGUCCCUUUUGAUACCAAUUACAAUUUGUUUUACUGGUAUGAGGGCUUGGACCAAGCUAUAGAGUGUGCUGAAUAUAUGACGUCUAAUGGAAAAAAUACUGGAUGCAGGUUUCCCCACUUGAAGUCACCAGACUAUAAAGAUUUCUAUAUCUGUGUUAAUGGAUCAUCACAAUCCAUGCUUAUCAGAUCCAGCUACUUCAUUUUUCAGCUUCAGAAUAUAGUUAAACCUUUGCCACCAGAGUACCUUAGUCUUACUAUGAAGGAUUCAAAUGAAAUUAGCCUGAAAUGGAAUGUACCCAGAGGACCCAUUCCAGAGAGGUGUUUCUUUUACGAAAUUAUAUUAACAGAAGAUUAUACUACCUGGGUGUUUACCACAAUGGAAAAUGAAAUGUGCAUCAAGAGAACAUCAAAUAAAAGCCACCAAAUAUGCCUUUUAGUAAGAAGCAAAGUGAAUAUUUAUUGUUCAGAUGAUGGAAUUUGGAGUGAAUGGAGUGAAGAAGAAUGCUGGAAAGGUGACACAUGGAAGGAAAUUGUGAUAUAUUUCAUGAUACCAUUUGGUUUUAUCUCAUUGUUUGUUUUGUUAGUAACUUUACUGCUUUUGUAUAAGCAAAGAUCUGUACUUGAAACGAUUUUUGAUUCAAGAAAGGAAGUUUUUACUCGGCAAGAAACACUAUGCUGAUUUACCAAUUUCUAGUCAUAUGGCCA